AAAAGCAGAGUGACAGAGAUCUUCCCUCUACUGGUUCACUCCCCAAAUACCUGCAACAGCCAGGGCUAGGCUUGACAAAAGCCAGGAGCCAAGAAUUCCAUUCCAUUCAGGUCUCCCAUGUGGAUGACAUGAACUUAAGCACUGGGGCCAUCAUCAUUACCUGCCAGGCACAUUAGCAGGAAGCUGGGUCAGAAGUGUGGAGCAGCCAGAACUCAAACCAGGUACUCUUAAGAUGGGAUGCAGGUGUCCAAAACAGUAACUUCACUCACUGUUCCAUGCCCCCUACCCUGAGGCAUGUAUUUCUAAGGCACAGAGUAAGAGAAAACUUCAAGGAAGGAGGGCAUUCUAGAUGCUCUUCAGCUUACGAUGGGGUUGUGUUUUGACAAACUCAUUGUAAGUUGAAAAUAUCAUAAGCUGAAAAUGCAUUUAAUAUACCUAACCUACCAAAGAACAUAGCUUAGCAACAGAGUCCAUUGUAGAGUAUUUACUGUUACCCAUGUGAUGGUAGGGCUGACUGGGACCUGCAGCUGCUGCUACUGCCCAGCAUCACAAAAGAAAAUCAUGCCACACACUGCUAACCUGAGAAAAGCUCACAACUCAUCAAAGUAUGUUUUCUCCUGAAUGUGUAUCACUUUUACACCAUUGUGAAGUCAUAAAAUCUUAAGUCCAGCUACUGUUAACUCAGUGAUUGUCUGUACCUAGUAUUUCUUGUUAAAGUGUCACUCUGUGUUGAACUGAUCACUAGAAAAAACUUCAUUUGCCGUUAAAAUUCACUAAAGGCCCUCAAGACAGCAGAAGAAGGAAGCAGAGGAAUUUGCCCGGAAUAUGGCCAUCCAGCAAGAGCUGGAAAAGGAGAGACAGAGGGUAGCACAACAGAAGCAGCAACAACUGGAACAGGAACAGUUCCAUGCCUUUGAGGAGAUGAUCCGGAACCAGGAGCUGGAAAAAGAACGACUGAAAAUCGUACAGGAGUUUGGGAAGGUGGAUCCUGGCUUAGGGGGUCCGCUGGUGCCUGACUUGGAAGGGCCUCCUGUACCUGUGUUCCCCACCUCACCUGUCUCACCCACGCCGCCGCCUUCAGACUGUAACACUGCUGUAAGGCCAACUAAGCCACCUGUGGUGGACCGGUCCUUGAAGCCUGGAGCACUGAGCAACUCAGAAAGUAUUCCUACAAUUGAUGGAUUACGCCAUGUGGUGGUGCCCGGGAGGCUAUGCCCACAGUUCCUCCAGUUAGCCAGUGCCAACACUGCCCGGGGAGUAGAGACAUGUGGAAUUCUCUGUGGAAAACUGAUGAGGAAUGAAUUUACCAUCACCCAUGUUCUCAUCCCCAAGCAAAGUGCUGGGUCUGAUUACUGCAAUACAGAGAACGAAGAAGAACUGUUCCUCAUCCAGGAUCAGCAGGGUCUCAUCACACUGGGCUGGAUCCACACGCAUCCCACCCAGACUGCCUUUCUCUCCAGUGUUGACUUGCACACGCACUGCUCCUACCAGAUGAUGUUGCCGGAGUCCAUUGCCAUCGUUUGCUCUCCCAAGUUCCAGGAAACUGGAUUUUUUAAACUGACCGACCAUGGGCUAGAAGAGAUCUCUUCCUGUCGCCAGAAGGGAUUUCAUCCGCACAGCAAGGAUCCACCUUUGUUCUGUAGCUGCAGCCACGUGACUGUUGUGGACAGAGCGGUGACCAUCACAGACCUCCGAUGAGAGUGUGACUCAGGAUCCUCCAAGAACUAUGAGCCCGCAUCAGUGGACUGUAGCCCGCGACUUGAAGCUUUCCAGAGAGCUUUGGAAGCUUUUUUAGAUGGACUAGGAAGGGGCAUCACCCAGGGGAGAACUGAUUUUCUGUUUCUGGUUUGAAAAGAAAUAAUUGAGUAUCUUUUUUAGGCAAGUCUGAAAAAGAGCAUGAUCACACUAAAGUACUGUAACCCAAAAAUUAUGUGGAAAGAAAGGUGUAACAGAUACCCAUAUACCUUCCUUCUAGAUUCACCACUUGUUAAUAUUCUUUUCCUCUCAACGAUCCUUCUAAUUUAUCUGCCAACUUAUUUGUUAUUUACCUUUGGACUAAAUAAGGGCAUCUAUGCAGAAAUUUGGAAGCCAUUUAGGAAAAAUCUUUAGAAUUUUCCUGUGCUUUCUGGCCAUAUUAAUGAAGCUUACUGUAAGCUCUCCCAUCCGUGCAGAUGGCAAAACUUAGAAACCCUGAAGGACGAUUGUUUUCAGGAAUCACUGUUAUGUAACAAACAUUUCAGGAUAUUUUUUCCUCUACAAUAAAAUAACAUUUAACUUGU
This is a messenger RNA of Oryctolagus cuniculus (rabbit), 2279 nucleotides long. Lineage: Eukaryota; Metazoa; Chordata; Mammalia; Lagomorpha; Leporidae. The record is from RefSeq and is a predicted model, not a curated record.